Hordeum vulgare subsp. vulgare (domesticated barley) is the source of this 1116-nucleotide messenger RNA. RefSeq lists its product as uncharacterized. Gene Ontology annotation, molecular function: DNA binding. NCBI's taxonomy places the organism in Eukaryota, Viridiplantae, Streptophyta, Magnoliopsida, Poales, Poaceae. The record is from RefSeq and is a predicted model, not a curated record. Bases 1 to 1116 code for a protein of 371 amino acids. The transcript has a single exon.
AUGACGCCAGCCCCAAGAAGCCCCUUCUCGUCUGGCUUCCCACACGCCGACGCCCAAUCCAAUCCAGUCCCGACGUCUCCUCCUGAAGGCAUCUUCCAGAGAUGUCUCCUCCCGCCGAAGAAGAAAUUAGUUGUGGACACCGGGGGCGACUGCAGCCGCGCGAUCCCGGUUCAGAGCCGGCCGAGGCGAGUGGCCGCGCGCAACGUCGCGUACGUGAGCAUGGAGGAGGAAGAGGAAGCCGGGACGGCCGGAGCGAAGAGGAACAGGAAUAGCAGCAGAAAGAACGGACCGCAGCCGGCACGGGACGCCGCGCCGCUGGUCAACAGGCCGCUGCACCUCAGCGAGGAGCAGCAGCAGCACCUCAAGGCGCUCGGCGCCACGGCCCCGCAGUUCGUCAUCAUGAAGACCCUCCAGGUGAGCGACGUGGACCGCAACCAGCACCGGCUCCUCUUCUCGUGCAAGCGCGAGUUCCUCGAGGGCCACCCCAUCACCGGCAUCCUAGCCGACAAGGAGGCGCGCCUCGUGCACGAUGUGGAACGCGGGCUGAGCGUCAUCGUCCAAGACGACCACAGCAACCGCUUCAAUUGCAAGCUCAAGUACCUCGACUCCAACGGCGGCUACCGCUUCAUCGGCCGCGGCUGGAACGACUUCGUGACCACGAACAAGCUGGUGGAGCCGGUGAGGGACGACUGCCUCCGUUUCGACAUCGAGCUAUGGGCGUUCCGGUCGCCGGAGUUGCCCGGGCAGCCCAAGGUUCCCCACAUCGAGGGACUAGAGGGUCACCCUGACGGCAACCUCGGGUUUCUCUUCCGACUGCAUCACGACGACAGCAGGGACGUCCACCGCGGCGGCGAGGAAGAAAGGGAGUUUGCGCCGCGGCCGGUCCAGAAGAAGAAGAGGAAGGCACCGGCCAAGGCGGUGCCAUCAAAGAAGCUUGCGGGUGCGCACGUGAGUCAGGGCAAAGCCAUGGCGCGGUUCGUGACGAGGGCUGAGGUAGUUAAGGCGGUUGGGGAGGAAAUGGCGGAUGCAUUGUGCGGGCUGUUGAUGCUAAGGUCCCGUGCCCCUGUUCCAAUGCCUCCCUUUGAUGACAAUACAACGUCUGUUAAUGUUUGCUAG